GUGAAGGUGAUAUAGAUGAGGUCCUUAGAAAGAUGAUCAAGGGUAAGGAACAACAAAAAAAACUGAGGAUUCAUCAGAGAUUAAGUUGAUUAUGUUGACGAGUGUGAGGUCAAGGAUGAAGUUUACAUUCCAGGUCGGUCACGGCCACUUGAAGAUGAUGAGGAGUUAGUUAUUGGUAAGAGGGUAUACACAAUGUUCCUCGAUCUAGAAGUGAAGUCUUCCAGUCUUAACCUUUAUAUUCUAACCGACAACCUUGGUCCAAGCCUCUGUGUCAAGGUGAAUGGUGCCUCACACAGUGCUUGUAUCAUAGCUAGAAUCGAAGCAUCUAAAGGUAAUCAAAAUAAACUGGUCGUCAUGCCCCCGUGCAACAUGAUUCCAUUCGAAAGAAACAAUUUUACUGACAAAAGCAAGUUCUAUUCAGAGGAUGAAAGUGAUUCUGCAGAAGAGGAUUUAGAUGCAGAACCUGAAAUCGAAGCCGCAACAAUCUUACAUCAAGGUGCAGUCAACCGAGUUCGAGCCAAGCAGCAUAUGGGUCAAUAUCUAACCGCGUCAUGGUCAGAAAAUAGAUCGGUUUUCAUAUGGGAUCUAAUGAGACCACUUACAGCCAUAGAUGAUUCAGCUGUUAUGACAGAGUAUACUCACCACAAUGAAUCUCCGUUACCGAUAUGUGCAUUUAACGAUCAUGCUUCAGAAGGCUUUGCCGUGGACUGGAGUCAUCACACUAGUGCUACAGGAUAUCUAGCCACAGGAGAUUGUGGUGGCCAUAUUUUUCACUGGAUAUCUCGACCUACUGACUGGGCUGUAUCGAAGAAAGCGCAUGUAGGACACAAAAAUCAUGUUGAGGAUAUUCAGUGGUCGCCUACAGAACCAACCGUCUUUAUCUCUGUUUCUUCUGAUCAUAGUAUACAGGUAUGGGAUAUUCGUGCUCCAGUAUCAAACUGCCGUAUGAUUACUGUCUGUGAAGCUCAUCCAGCUGACAUAAAUGUUGCCUCAUGGAAUCAGUCACAGCGUACAAAUUUUUUGACAGGUGGAGAUGAUGGGACUUUGAGAAUAUGGGAUUUGCGACUAAUUCAAUAAUCGUU
This is a messenger RNA of Heterobilharzia americana, 1082 nucleotides long. NCBI's taxonomy places the organism in Eukaryota, Metazoa, Platyhelminthes, Trematoda, Strigeidida, Schistosomatidae. The record is from the annotation of a GenBank genome assembly.